Drosophila busckii is the source of this 636-nucleotide messenger RNA. Its product is annotated as 40S ribosomal protein S14a. The transcript has 3 exons. Lineage: Eukaryota; Metazoa; Arthropoda; Insecta; Diptera; Drosophilidae. The record is from RefSeq and is a predicted model, not a curated record. The coding region runs from base 98 to 553 and encodes 151 amino acids. Gene Ontology annotation, molecular function: structural constituent of ribosome; small ribosomal subunit rRNA binding; mRNA 5'-UTR binding. Gene Ontology annotation, biological process: maturation of SSU-rRNA from tricistronic rRNA transcript (SSU-rRNA, 5.8S rRNA, LSU-rRNA); translation; ribosomal small subunit assembly. Gene Ontology annotation, cellular component: ribosome; cytosolic small ribosomal subunit.
AAGCCUGUGCACGUUUUGACAGUAGGCCUUUUUGACAGCCGCGUAAUUGCCUUCUUUUUUAACAUCCGGUUCACGCAAUUGUUGCUGCUGAUUACAAAUGGCUCCCAGAAAGGCUAAAGUUCAAAAGGAGGAGGUCCAGGUCCAAUUGGGUCCUCAGGUACGUGAUGGCGAGAAUGUCUUUGGCGUUGCACACAUCUAUGCCAGUUUCAACGACACGUUUGUGCAUGUCACCGAUUUGUCUGGACGUGAAACCAUUGCACGUGUCACAGGCGGCAUGAAGGUCAAGGCUGAUCGUGAUGAGGCCUCUCCCUACGCUGCUAUGUUGGCUGCUCAGGAUGUGGCUGAACGUUGCAAGGUGCUGGGCAUUACAGCGCUGCACAUUAAAUUGCGCGCUACUGGCGGCAACAAGACCAAGACACCCGGACCCGGUGCCCAGUCGGCGCUGCGUGCUUUGGCUCGUUCAUCAAUGAAGAUUGGUCGCAUUGAGGAUGUUACACCCAUUCCAUCGGACUCCACACGCAGGAAGGGCGGUCGUCGUGGUCGCCGUCUGUAAAUUGGCGACAAAUCUUUUGCAUUUCAUGUUUCUUUUUAACAAUCUAUGAAUGCAUUGAAAUUAAACCGAAAACGUAACUGUCA